AUGGCGCUGGCAGCCUUCAUCAAUAGCCCCACGGGGCCGAUGACCACGCACUUCUGGGGGCCCAUCGCCAACUGGGGCCUGGCGGCCUCGGGGAUGUACGACGCAGCUUUGAAGGGUCCGGAGAUUAUCAACGAGCGCAUGUCCGCGACGCAGAUCCUGUACAGCGGGCUCUUCGUUCGCUUUGCAUGGGCCGUGCAACCACGGAACUACAUCCUGGCCUCCUGUCAUACGGCCAACGUCCUGGCACAGGGCAACCAGCUGCGACGGUGGGGAGAGUACAAGAUUCAAACAGAACCCGAGACAGGCCCAAGCACGGUGCGCAACGCGAGCAUCAUGGCGGCAGGAGCAGCCGCAGGCAUAGCCGCCAUGGUCGUCGCUAGCACGCCUGUCCAAAACAGCCUGAAGGGGGGCAGUGGCUUCCUUGCACGUAUGGCUACCCAUCCAGCAGGCCCCUUCUACAUCCACUUCUGGGCUCCCAAUUUCAAAUGGGCCCUCUCCAUUAACAACCUCAUGGAUUACGACCGUCCCACAGACAAGAUCAGCCUCUCCAUGACCAGCGCCCUGACCCUGACGGGUCUGAUCUUCAUGCGCUGGUCCUUC
Molecule: messenger RNA, 600 nt
Organism: Symbiodinium sp. CCMP2456
Lineage: Eukaryota; Dinophyceae; Suessiales; Symbiodiniaceae
Source: the annotation of a GenBank genome assembly